Messenger RNA from Necator americanus (New World hookworm), 579 nucleotides. RefSeq lists its product as uncharacterized. Bases 1 to 579 code for a protein of 192 amino acids. Lineage: Eukaryota; Metazoa; Nematoda; Chromadorea; Rhabditida; Ancylostomatidae. The record is from RefSeq and is a predicted model, not a curated record. The transcript is spliced from 5 exons.
AUGAAUGAAUGCCCAGUUUGCGGCGCAGCUAAAAGUAGAAUGGAAAGGCUCAGAAGAAGAGCCCAAGAAUUACCGCAUCGGGAAAGCCAAUACACAACUGCCCCGUCUGUAGAGACCGUCAGGAGUCACUGUGAGUUUGCUGAGCAUGCUCAUCAAGAGCAUGCUGAGGACGCAGAUGAAUUUCUUGUAGAGACAAUCACUUUUCAAAAUCUGCAGGACUAUCAGAUUAGAGUAGUGACAGAGAAAGUUGAUGGCGUUACAGUUGAACACUGUUUCAACCAUCUCGGACAUGAGGCCCGCCCAUCUCAACUGAGAUUAGAGAAGAGUGCCGAGCAAUACAUAGUCUCGCUGUUAAGGGAUGGUCUCACCGUCCGACAAGUGUACAAAAAAGACGGACGACACGGACCCGUUUGGCUUCAACAAGGUGUUUCAACCAUUCUCGACCAAGCGGCUCUUAUGCUUAUGGUAUGUGCAGCAGUGUGUGUAGCUGCACAACUAACAAUUCGACGUCAUCCACUUCCGCAAUGUGUUACUUUUAUACGCUCAGCUCCAACUGACCCAGCUCUUCAAUUCCAAUGA